CUUUUACGGCGCAUGAAGAUGCUUUCCCGAAACUGAGUGGCUGGAAACCAUCCAUAAGAGACGAUGGCUCAGGCCGCGGAAACGUGUGCUGAAUCUGGACGCAGGCUGCGCUCCAUCUGCCGGAGGAUGUACGACGAAAACGAGGAUUUGUCUGAUGUUGAAGAAAUGGCAAACAUCAGAGGUUUCAGCGUGGAGGAAAAGCUUGUUAGUAGCAGCUACAGUGCAAACUUUGUCCACUUGAUGGAGGGUAAAGACUUCACUUAUGAAUAUGUGCAAAGGGAGGCUUUAAGGAUCCCACUCAUUUUUAAAGAGAAAGAUGGACUAGGGAUCAGAAUGCCUGAUCCAGAAUUUACUGUCAGUGAAGUUAAAGGCUUAGUUGGCAGUCGUCGGUCUGUGGAUGUAAUGGAUGUGAGCACUCAGAAAGGCUCUGAAAUGAGCAUGGCUCAGUUUGUGCGUUAUUAUGAGACACCAGAAGAAGAGCGGGACAAACUCUUCAAUGUCAUCAGCCUAGAGUUCAGCCACACUAAGCUGGAGAACCUCAUCAAGCGACCCACAGUGGUGGAUCAAGUCGAUUGGGUGGACAACAUGUGGCCUACUGAUCUGAAACAAAGCCAAACAGAAGCCACCAAUGUGAUCUCAGAGAUGAAGUACCCCAAAGUGCAAAGGUAUUGUUUGAUGAGUGUGAAGGGCUGCUACACAGACUUCCACAUUGAUUUUGGAGGCACUUCGGUUUGGUAUCACGUAUUCAAGGGACAGAAAGUGUUCUGGCUGGUACCUCCAACCCCUCAUAACCUUGCCCUGUUUGAAGACUGGGUCCUUUCAGGCAAGCAGAGUGAUAUCUUCCUGGGAGACCGAGCUGAUGGAUGCCAGAGAGUGGAGCUUAAGCAAGGAUACACCUUCUUCAUCCCAUCUGGGUGGAUCCAUGCUGUCUACACUCCUGAGGACACACUGGUGUUUGGAGGCAACAUUCUGCACAGUUUUAACAUUCCUAUGCAGCUUACCAUCCACGAGAUAGAGAAUAGGACUAAGGUUCAUUCCAAGUUUCGUUUCCCUUUCUACUAUGAGAUUGGCUGGUAUGUCCUGGAGAGAUAUGUGCACUGCCUGACCAAACGGUCCUACCUUUCUCAGGAGAUCCGUAAAGAGCCUGUAGUAAUGGACUACGAGACAAAGGCAAAUACAGAAAGCCCCUCCUCUGACUCACGGAGCCAGGACAUGAACGAGGACUCGUGUGAGACUCAGGUCAGGGAUGACCAGGGCGAAAAAUCAGAGAGAGUCGGUCAAGAUGGCCCCUGCUCGCCUGACAACGUGAAGGGCCAACACCUUAAAGCUGUUCUAUCUGUCGACUCCGAGGACAGCUGUAAUCCCGGCUCCACCUCUCUAGAUUUCCCCAAAACCCCCUCUGACUCUCCAGCCUCAGAGUCUCCGAAUAAAUGGACUCACCUGACAGAGUUUGAGCUAAACGGGCUCAGGACGCUGGUUGAGAAGCUGGAGUCACUCCCUGAAAAUAAGAAAUGUGUCCCAGAGGGAAUAGAGAACCCACAAGCCCUGCUGGAUGACAUGAAGGUUGUCUUAAAGGAACACGCUGAUGACGACCCUAAACUCGCGAUCACUGGAGUUCCUGUGGUUUGCUGGCCUAAGAAAACUAUAAAGCCCCGGCCUCCCAACCGGCCGAAACCUAAGAUGGCAGCUUCUCCUGCAUCAGCAGUCAAGCUGUCAGCGAGUCGGGGAACAUCUGGUGCCAGGAGGAGAAGGACGCGCUGUCGGAAGUGUGAAGCAUGCCUGCGCACGGAGUGUGGAGAGUGCCACUUCUGCAAAGACAUGAAGAAGUUCGGUGGGCCGGGCCGUAUGAAGCAGUCUUGCAUCAUGAGGCAGUGUAUUGCUCCGGUUCUGCCCCACACGGCAGUGUGUCUUGUCUGUGGAGAGGCUGGGAAGGAGGACACAGUGGAGGAUGAGGAGGAGAAGUUUAACCUCAUGCUCAUGGAGUGCUCCAUCUGCAAUGAGAUUGUUCAUCCUAACUGUCUUAAGGUAAAAGAUUCAAGUGGAGUCGUCAAUGAUGAGUUGCCAAACUGCUGGGAAUGCCCAAAGUGCAACCAUGCUGGAAAAACAGGGAAAGCCUCAAAGCAAAAAAGGGGGCCAGGAUUUAAGUACGCAUCAAACCUCCCAGGGUCGCUAUUGAAAGAACCGCGGUUAAACCGGGAUGCAAAGGAAGAGCCCGACCCUCCCAUGGUGGCUACAGCAACUGUUACUGCUUUGACGACCACGUCUGCUGUGAAAAGAAAGGCAGACAGAGACGAAAUCUCUAAGAGGAAAGAUGAAGAGCCUCCAAAGAAACGUCCCCCGUUGCUGUCUCUGGAUGGGUCGCCCCGGCCAAGACUUGAGGACAACCCGUUGAGGAAAAAGAGGAAACUUUUUGACACCAAUGACGAACCUGUCAUUGUGAAAAAGAAGAAGAAGCUUUCAAAACUUGAUGAUCCCUUGACUCCAAAGCUGUUGCGGCAAAUCAAGACCGAGAACGAUCACGGCGAUGAAGACGAUGACCAGGACGAUCAUGACGAAGACGGGUUCUCCUUGGACAGGAUGCAUUUAAAGGAGAAAAAGGAGUAUGAUGAUGAGGACCAAGAGGAAGAUGAGGAGGAAGAGGAAGAUUCGACAAAAGAGAGAGACAGUAGUGCAGAUGACAAAUCCAAGGUCUUGUUAAGUCCACUGCUGAGAACUUCAGCAGCCAGAGAAAGCGACCAAUCCUCCUCCAACUCUCCCAGAGCUGGACCGAGCAGCGAGUCAGGAGACGCCCCGGAGAGGAGCUCUGCUCAGCUGAAGGCUCGCCAUCAGCGCAGACGCCUCCCCAACAAAGAGCUGAGCAAAGAGUUCAACCAGGAGAUCCCCAAGACAGAAGACUGUCUGAACAACCAGAACCACGGCGCUGUGAAGACAGAGGACAGCCCAGCCAAUCACAAUCGACGACCACUGAAGAACGAGGACAGUGUGACCAAUCAGAACCGUAAACCACUAAAAACGGAGGACUCAACCACUAAUCAGAGCCGGAGGGCCGUUAAAAUGGAGGAAGGUGUGGCCAAUCACAACAGACGGCCGCUGAAAACAGAAGACAGCCUGGCCAAUCAAAACCACAGGCCAGUAAAACCUGAACCUGAGAGCGAAGUAGAAGACUCAAAGCCUAAAUGGCCUCUUAAUAACGGCAGCAGCGACCUGGGAGACUGGCUGCGACACAGGGGACGGGAGGUUAACGGGACACCACGCGGUUACUCACCUCUGGGCUGGAACAGAAACACACCAAUCACACCAAUAUGCCCACGCCCACUUCCCUGCCGGUCACCGCCGAAAUGUAUCCAAAUGGAGCGGCAUGUGAUCCGACCCCCUCCCAUCAGCCCCCCACCCGACAGACUGCCACUGAACGACGGCGAAGCACAUGUGAUGCGACGAGAGACAUGGAUGACGGUUUUCAGUCACCUGACUCACAGAGAUCUUUGCGUCUGCAUGCGUGUCUGCAGGACGUGGAACAGAUGGUGCUGUGACAAGCGGCUUUGGAAGCACAUCAAUCUGAACCGUUGCAAGUCCAUCACACCUCUCAUGCUGAGCGGCAUCAUCCGGAGACAGCCAGUAGCUCUGGACCUCAGCUGGACCAACAUCUCCAAGAAACAACUCAGCUGGCUCAUCAACAGGCUGCCAGGUUUGCGUGUGCUGCUGUUGUCAGGAUGCUCCUGGGUGGCAGUCUCUGCUCUUUGCACCUCCAGCUGUCCUCUUUUGCGAACUCUGGAUGUUCAGUGGGUUGAGGGACUGAAAGAUGCUCAGAUGAGGGACCUGCUGUCGCCUCCUACAGAUAACAGGCCAGGUCAGUUAGACAACAGGAGUAAGCUGCGUAACGUAGAGGACCUGCGUCUGGCAGGUUUGGACAUCACAGACACAUCUCUGCGGCUCAUCAUCCGCUACAUGCCGUUGUUGUCCAAACUGGACCUCAGCUACUGCAACCACGUCACUGACCAGUCCGUCAACAUCCUUACUGCUGCAGGGACGACUACCAGAGACUCCCUCACUGACAUCAACCUGUCAGUCUGCAACAGGGUCACAGACCAGUCGCUGACCUAUUUCAAACGCUGCGGAAGCAUAUGUCACAUCGACCUGCGCUACUGCAAACAGGUGACCAAGGAGGGAUGCGACCAGUUCGUUGCAGAAAUGUCCGUCAGUGUGCAGUUUGAACUGAUAGAGGAGAAACUGCUGCAGAAGAUCAGCUAGGAAGAAAAAACAUGGGAGGACUGUGUGACAUUCACAAGUGGUAAAACUACUGUCCACAUGGAGGCAGCAGAUGACUGCAUGCUUGUGGAGAGCGGCGCCGUGUUUCAUAAACAUCUGCGGACCAAUGAACAGACACAAGGGCAGUGUGUGUUUCCGUAAAAGGUGAUGUAAAGGGAAGCUGCGCUGCUAAGCCAGAAUGUAAAAAUGGAAAAUGGACAUUGUCUCGUGAAGGCAAUAUUGCAAAAAUGUCUUUUUGUUGUUGCUGUUGUUUUUCUGAAAUCUUUGCACCUGUUUAUAAGUUAUUUAUUUCUUUAUAUUGACUGUUUAUGUAUUGUACCAUGAUUAUCUUUCGGUGUUCAUAGACUAUUUUUUGUUCCAAUGCAAGCUUUAUUGCAUUAUAGAGUAAUAUUUUUGUAUCAGAAAGUGUUUCAUACAUUUAUGUGCAGCAUUGAAUGCACCAGUGUACAGUAUCAUACUAUUGAAAUUGAUAAUAAAUCAGCAUUAAUGUUAAGCUCUUUAUUCUCGAGAGGCAAAGGUCUAAUGAUUUGUUGCCAACUGUAGGAUGGUAGCUUGUGUUUGUGUGGGUGUUUUUUAUGUUUUAUUAUAUGUGUCAGUGCUCUGUUUCUGAUCGGACAAAGGUACUGUACAUUUUGUUUUCCUUUAGACUACAUACAAUGUUGCUAUGUCCCUUUGGGCGAGAUAUUAGAUAUCUCAAGUUAUUUGCACUGAUACAGCUAAAAUGAAUACAUGAAUGUAUUCACACAUACACUAUACAGUGUACAGUGUAUAAAGCAUAUUUUUUCAUCACUAAAAUGUUCCGGACUAACAGCUUCUGCAGUGGUUACUGGGUUAUAUUAAGACAUACCUGCAUACAAAAGGUGUCUGUCAGUCUCCAUCACUUUUUAGUAGUAUCUGUGCUUUGUGAAAGGAAGCGUUUUAGCUCUGCAUGCAGCAAAAAAAUCUGUUUACACCACAGUCAAUAGAUUUAGUAACUGUUAAACAAUAUAAUCAUUUGUUCACUCCUGUCAUUAGCUGAACUCCACAUGUAGUAAAAUUUAAAAAAAAAAGAAUCAUGCAGAUAAAGAAUCAACAAAGUCCAGGGUAAAAUGUUCUUUAGAUAAGAAAGUUUUCUUUCUCCAAAGAGGUUGAAUGAAACAAAUGAUUUCUCAACAUUUUUUUUCAUGUGUGGCCCUUUUUUCUAAAACUCUCAUGACCCCAGAAAUUAGAAAAGAAUGUUUUUAUAUCAUGGUGAAUUAUUUUAUUGCUACAUUUUUUUUCUAUUUUGAACUAAAACACAUCAAGCCAAUAUCAGUAAAUCAGUCCAGUAAAUCUGUGUCCAUCUCCAGACUUUGGGUCCCGACCAAAGUUUGAGAAACCUUAAGGUCAAAUACACAGUGUUUUCUUUUAUACAGUAUGAGAAAGGCUCAUAGGCCCUAUACUAUAUGUCCAUGUCAUUUAGCCUGUGCCAUUUGAAGAAUCAGCAGAAAACAUCUUUCCUGAAAGAUUUGUGAUUUGUGAAACUGGAUUUUGUUUAUUUUUUACUCUUCAGAGAUUCCACUGAACUAAACACUUAUGAACACUGGUUGUUUUCUUUAAAAUUGUUUCCGAAAAGUUAAAUUUUUAUGACUUCUGAGUUAAAACUCUUGAAGAUAAAGGACAUUGCAAUCUAAGGCAUUAGUAACUGACGUUUUCUUAAGUAUUGUUCUUACAACCGUUAAGGCAUUCAGAAAUUGCAAAUUUUGCUAUUGGUAAUUGUCUAAAAAAAACUGACUCGACAGUUAAAUGGUUUGAUAGGUUUGCAUUUUUCUUGAUUUUUAAAAACAAAACUUUUUUAAAAGUCUUUAAAAAUCUUUAAAAGGUUUAUUGUUGAUACAAUUCAGUGGAGGGUUUACAUUUUAUUUGUUUGUUUUUAUUAAAUGACCAUGUCUCCAUGAAAUAUUUUAGUACAUGACUGUAAAUGUUCUAUCUGUACAUAAUGUACAUGUAAAGCCUCUAGGAAAAGUUAAGUCAACCUUUGAGAUAUUAAAUUCAUUUUAAAUACUGA
Messenger RNA from Thunnus maccoyii (southern bluefin tuna), 6292 nucleotides. RefSeq names its product lysine-specific demethylase 2B (gene kdm2bb). Gene Ontology annotation, biological process: protein demethylation; regulation of transcription by RNA polymerase II. Lineage: Eukaryota; Metazoa; Chordata; Actinopteri; Scombriformes; Scombridae. The transcript has 21 exons. Gene Ontology annotation, molecular function: protein binding; DNA binding; histone demethylase activity. The record is from RefSeq and is a predicted model, not a curated record. The coding region runs from base 64 to 4248 and encodes 1394 amino acids.